Bipolaris victoriae FI3 is the source of this 1200-nucleotide messenger RNA. RefSeq lists its product as hypothetical. The record is from RefSeq and is a predicted model, not a curated record. Gene Ontology annotation, molecular function: NAD+ binding; histone deacetylase activity, NAD-dependent. The transcript is spliced from 3 exons. Bases 1 to 1200 code for a protein of 399 amino acids. NCBI's taxonomy places the organism in Eukaryota, Fungi, Ascomycota, Dothideomycetes, Pleosporales, Pleosporaceae.
AUGGGACAGGACGAGUCGAGAGUCGUUGACCCGGAUGCGCCGUCGCAGACACUCAAGGCGCGCACUGUAGACGCUCUUGCGCAGUACAUCCAGGCUGGCCAUGCCCAGAAAAUCGUCGUCAUGACAGGAGCAGGCAUUAGCACCUCAGCAGGCAUACCAGACUUCCGAUCGCCCGACACAGGACUCUACGCAAACCUCGCGCGCCUGAACCUGCCCUACCCCGAAGCCGUUUUCGACAUUAGCUUCUUUCGCAACAACCCGGAGCCAUUCUACGCCCUCGCACAAGAACUAUACCCUGGCAAAUUCAGACCGACCAUAACACACUCAUUCAUACAUCUGCUGCAUCAGAAGGGGCUCCUGCUCAAGCUCUUCACCCAGAACAUUGACUGUCUCGAGCGUGAGGCGGGAGUCCCGGGUGACAAAAUCAUAGAGGCACAUGGCAGUUUUGCGACGCAACGCUGCAUCGAGUGCAAAAAGCCAUAUCCCGACGAGCGCAUGAAAGAAGCCAUCCAGAACAAGUCGGUACCGCACUGCAUCGACACCUCCUGCAAUGGCCUCGUCAAACCAGACAUUGUCUUCUUCGGUGAACAACUUCCUUCUGCCUUCUUUGACAACCGCGACCUCCCUGCAGAGGCCGACCUUUGCAUAGUCAUGGGCACAUCGCUGUCCGUCCACCCUUUCGCAUCGUUGCCACAGCUCUGUGAAAACAAAACACCACGGCUGCUCAUAAACUCGGAACGAGUCGGCGACUUGGGUACGAGGGCAGAUGACGUGCUGUUACUAGAAGACUGCGAUAGCGGUGUGAGGAAACUGGCUGAAGCGUGCGGAUGGCUAGAGGAGCUAGAAGCGCUUUGGGCUACAACGGCACUCACUGACGACCCGGUGGUGCCAACGGAACAAGUGAAAAAGAGCCGAGACGAGCUCUUGGAUGACGAAAUCGAGAAGCUUACCAGAGAUGUUGACAACAAUUUGAGCCUGAGCAAAGCUCAGCAUGAGUGGCUCAAGAACCAUGUGGAUAAUAAACUGGCAAGAAAAGAAGAUGACCCAGCGGACCAAGAACGCGAAAAAUCUGGUCUACAACCGCCAACCGAUCCAGAAUCAAAGAUACUGGCGCCAGUGGCGAGUCCCGGGGGUACAAACUCAGAUCCUGGGGGUGGGCUGGGACAUGUUUUUCCACAUAUCAAGAAGCCCUCGCUCUGA